This is a messenger RNA of Laetiporus sulphureus 93-53, 2236 nucleotides long. RefSeq names its product GMC oxidoreductase. Lineage: Eukaryota; Fungi; Basidiomycota; Agaricomycetes; Polyporales; Laetiporaceae. Gene Ontology annotation, molecular function: oxidoreductase activity, acting on CH-OH group of donors; flavin adenine dinucleotide binding. The coding region runs from base 102 to 2054 and encodes 650 amino acids. The record is from RefSeq and is a predicted model, not a curated record. The transcript has 22 exons.
UUCGCAUGAAUGGAGCCUCGAGAAGGCAGCGAUUUAAGCCUUGACCGCUCUUCAUUUCUGACUUGUUCGCACUUCUCAUUCUCACUUCUCGUUCGUCAAACAUGGUGCACCCAGAGGAAGUCGACGUCAUUGUUUGCGGUGGUGGCCCAGCCGGAUGUGUUGUCGCCGGUCGUCUCGCCUAUGCUGACCCGACCUUGAAGGUCAUGCUCAUCGAAGGUGGUGCGAACAACCGAGAUGACCCAUGGGUGUAUCGCCCCGGUAUCUACGUGCGCAAUAUGCAGAAUGAUGGAGUCAACGACAAGGCGACCUUUUACACGGACUCGAUGAAGUCACCCUUCAUGCGUGGUCGCAGGAGCAUUGUCCCCUGCGCAAACAUCCUUGGCGGUGGCAGCAGCAUCAAUUUCCAGAUGUACACUCGCGCUUCCGCCUCUGAUUGGGAUGACUUCAAGAAUGAGGGUUGGACAAGUAAUGACCUCCUGCCAUUGAUGAGGCGGCUGGAGAACUACCAGAAGCCUGUCAACAACGACACACAUGGCUACGAUGGUCCGAUUGCCAUCAGCAACGGUGGACAGAUCCAGCCGGUCGCUCAGGACUUCUUGAGGGCGGCGCAUUCCAUCGGCAUUCCCUACAGCGACGAUAUUCAGGAUCUUAGGACUAGCCACGGUGCCGAGAUUUGGGCGAAGUACAUCAACCGCCACACCGGAAGGCGCAGCGAUGCCGCCACAGCCUAUGUCCACAGCGUGAUGGAUGCCCAGGACAACCUGUACCUGCGUUGCAACGCUCGAGUCAAUCGCGUCCUCUUCGAUGCCAACAACAAGGCGGUCGGCGUCGCGUACGUGCCCUCGCGCGACCGCCAUGGCGGAAAGGUCCAAGAGACGAUCGUCAAGGCGCGCAAGAUGGUCGUUCUGAGCUCUGGCACUCUGGGUACCCCGCAGAUCCUCGAACGCUCUGGUGUUGGCAACGCCGAGCUCCUUCGCCAGCUUGACAUCAAGGUUGUCAGUGACUUGACGGGUGUUGGUGAGGAGUAUCAGGACCACUACACUACUCUGACAUUGUACCGAGUAUCCAACGAGACAUCCACCACCGACGACUUCCUACGGGGCGUCAAGGAGGUCCAACAAGAGAUAUUUGCGGAAUGGGAGACGAGCCCGGAGAAAGCGCGCCUCUCUUCCAAUUCAAUUGACGCCGGAUUCAAGAUCCGCCCCACAGAAGAAGAGCUCAAAGAGAUGGGCCCCGAAUUUAAUGAGCUCUGGAACAGAUAUUUCAAGGACAAGCCCGACAAGCCCGUCAUUUUCGGCUCGAUCGUUGGCGGUGCCUACGCCGACCACUCGCUCCUGCCUCCUGGCAAGUACAUCACAAUGUUCCAAUACCUCGAGUACCCAGCCAGUCGCGGCAAGAUUCACAUCAAGUCUGCUAAUCCCUAUGUCGAGCCAUUCUUCGAUAGCGGUUUCAUGAACAACAAGGCCGAUUUUGCUCCCAUCCGCUGGAGUUAUAAGAAGACGCGUGAGGUCGCGCGGCGCAUGGACGCAUUCCGUGGGGAGUUGACGUCUCAUCACCCACACUUCCACCCCGAUUCGCCUGCGGCAUGCAAGGAUAUCGACCUCAAGACCGCGAAGGAGCUGCUCCCGAACAGCCUUACCGUCGGCAUCCACAUGGGCACAUGGCACAAGCCAGGCGACCCGUACGACCCGAAGAAGGUGCACGAGGAUAUCAAGUACUCUCAGGAAGACGACGAGGCGAUCGAUAACUGGGUCGCUGACCACGUCGAGACCACUUGGCACUCCCUCGGAACAUGCGCGAUGAAGCCUCGUGAGCAGGGCGGAGUCGUUGACAAGCGCUUGAGCGUCUACGGUACGGAGAACUUGAAGUGUGUCGACCUCAGUAUCUGCCCUGAUAACCUCGGCACGAACACCUACUCGUCGGCUCUGCUCGUCGGCGAGAAGGGCGCGGAUCUGAUCGCUGAGGAACUUGGUUUGAAGCUUCGUUUCCCCCAUGCCCCUGUCCCUCAUGCUCCCAUUCCUCUGGGAAAGCCGACUACCCAACAGGUCCGGUGAAGCACUUCGACUGCCAACUGAGGAGGGCGAUGCCGAGUCUUGGAUAGGUUGAUAUUGCGAGAUGUUGUCAUGAUGUUGUAUGCUAUAUGUUCUUAUGGGUGUAUGUUAUCUGUACGAGUACAUGUCGAAUUGUACUAUUAUUAGCAUGUUUGUCGUCAUUGUCAGUAUUUUUGGAGACGAAG